ACUGAUCAGAGAGCUUCCAGGAAGCCUCUGAGCUCAGGUCCGGCCUUGUGGGCCUGAGACCCUGGAGCGGAGGGGAGAGCCCUUCCUCCAGUGAGGCAGAGGGGCUGGAGACCGUGAACCGCAGCUAUGGGAGGCCAUGUGGGGAAGCUCAUGGGAGCCUCAUGGGGCAACUGGGUUUGAAGUUAGAGGCCACAGCAGACCCACCUUCCUGGUACUUGUGAGAUGCAAAUGAUGAGAAUAAUAGGACCUCUGUCCCCAGGCCAUUUAUGGUAGAGCCUGGGCUCCCAGGGAUCAGAGCCCUUCAGCCCAGCCAUGGACAAGCUCAGGGGAAGCAAGCUCCAGUUGGAGCCACCCGUUCCACCCCCUAGAUAUGUAGUCCCCUGUCCAGAUUCCCCAGCCUGGAACAAAGAUGCCCCCAGCCCAUCUCCUUGGCCCACCCCGGGGACCAGCAGAUUUAAGGUAAGUGCAGCUGCUGAGCCUGGGGUGGAGGGAGGUGGGCCACAGUGCCUACCACUGGUACUGCCCCUCUUCUGUCCCUUCUGGAAAGCCCAGGGGGAGGAGGAAGAAGAUGAAGAUGAAUACGAGAUGCCCCCUUGUGAGGCUCUGCCGUUUAGUCUCGCCCCAGCCCACCUUCCUGACACCGAGGAGGACUCUAUGUACUUGGAUCACCCUGGCCCCGUGGGCCCAUCCAAGUCACCACCACCGCAGCCUCAGGCCACAACGCUGAAGGCCAUACUGAACCUAAAGGAGGCUAGGAAGCCCUUCCCCCUCAGGAAGCAAGAGCUGGUUACACCAGCCAGAGAGGUGCCAGACCUUCCAAAGAAACCUGAAAAUAACAUCUACGUGAAAUGUGAGCUCAGUCCAGUCCCAGCCUUGACUAGGACUCUGAGCUCCCAAGUCCUGAUGCCCCCAAUCUCUCUGCCAAGGAUAUCAAUGAUGUCCAGGCCCACUGUAGGUCCCCAGGAAGCUCGGAAUGGAGCAGCGAAUGCCACCUCUAAAGCAGGAAGGAGAUCUCUUUCCUCUAGAGCACCUACCUGGAGCACCUCAGCUGCUAAGGACGGCAGCCUGCUGGGUCAGCCCUGGUACUCAGAAAACUGUGACCGCCAUGCUGUUGAGAGUGCCCUGCUCCGAUUCCAAAAGGAUGGCGCCUACACUGUGCGCCCCAGUUCAGAGCCUCACAGCUCCCAGCCCCUCACUCUGGCAGUGCUUCUCCAUGGCCGGGUCUUCAAUAUUCCCAUCCGGCAGCUGGACGGUGGGAAGCAUUAUGCCCUGGGCCGGCAGGGCAGGAACCACGAAGAGCUGUUUCCGUCCGUGGCCGCCAUGGUCCAGCACUACAUACAGCACCCCCUGCCCCUUGUGGACAGAUACAGCCACCGCUGUCAGCUCACCUGCCUGCUCUUCCCGACCAAGCCCUGACCACAGCGCAGAUUGUACACACCCGCCUCUGGCCCCACAGUUUGCUCUUUGCCCUGGCCACCUUGCUGUGUCCCUCUCGCCUCUCCCCCGUCUCCACCCCUCCAGGCCCUCCCCUUCUCUUGCUGCAGUCCCUGCAGACCUGGCCGAAAGGCUUUCAGAAAGGUUGCCCAGAAGCAGAAAGAACCCCCGAGACCCCACGCCAGCUUCACCUGGAGCUUGGAGGUGCCCCUCCCUGCUGCACAUCCAAGGCUGGGAAGCAAGGGUCUGGCAGAGCCCCCCUCUCCCAGGCCCCAGGCAUGGCUGGGUCUGCACUGUUCCCAAGGGCCUCCCAGCUGCUCUGGAUAAAGGCCUCCUCCAGGAAGCUGAGCCUCGGGAGGCCUGCCCAGGGCACUGCUUGGACACAAAGGGAAUCCUUUCACAUUCUCUUAGGGGCUUAGCACAGGGCUGGCAGCUUGGUUGCACUGUACAUAGUCUGCUUUCAAUAAAUAUUUGUUGAAUGAAUCUGGAAUCUGCUGAGCGAGGCAGAGGUGGCCUCCAUGAGGCUCCAAGAUCCUUAAGUGUCCCAGGGUGCAGACCGGGUCUGAGCGUGGUGGAGCAGCGGUGGCCAGGGCAGGAAGGGUCAGCCCCAUUUCUGUACCUGAUUGGGUUUUUUACCCUUAGACGUCCCGUGGAGGGUGGCUUGUUUUUGCUUGAUUGUGUUUUCGGGGCUCAGAAUGGGGUAAGGGUGGGAAAGGCUUGGUGCUGUCUGCCGCCCCAUUUAUGAUGAGAACAGCCUUAAGUACUUGUCCCCCACCUAUCUGCCAUAGGGUGUUGCCCCACGGAGGAAUGAGCCCGAGUUUGCUCACUUGGUGUUGUCUAGAGUAGGGGAGACAGGCGGACCCCAGGAAGCAACUGGGUAUUGGACAUGCCAGUCCGAAGACCAAAAGCUAUGGAAGGCCCAAGGGUGGGGCUUAGAGAAGACCAGCGGCCGGGGAGCAGAUCUGCCUGCGGGACGCGCCCGGG
Molecule: messenger RNA, 2418 nt
Organism: Lutra lutra (Eurasian river otter)
Lineage: Eukaryota; Metazoa; Chordata; Mammalia; Carnivora; Mustelidae
Gene: SH2D6
Product: SH2 domain containing 6
Exons: 15
Coding region: 313-1416 (367 amino acids)
Biological process (GO): cell surface receptor protein tyrosine kinase signaling pathway; intracellular signal transduction
Cellular component (GO): cytoplasm
Source: RefSeq, a predicted model, not a curated record